Messenger RNA from Saxophila tyrrhenica, 2058 nucleotides. RefSeq names its product Pumilio y domain member 6 (gene puf6). Gene Ontology annotation, molecular function: mRNA binding. Gene Ontology annotation, cellular component: nucleolus. The coding region runs from base 1 to 2058 and encodes 685 amino acids. NCBI's taxonomy places the organism in Eukaryota, Fungi, Ascomycota, Dothideomycetes, Mycosphaerellales, Extremaceae. Gene Ontology annotation, biological process: regulation of translation. The transcript has a single exon. The record is from RefSeq and is a predicted model, not a curated record.
AUGGGCGGCAUAAAGAGAAAGGACGCCCCGAGCGAUGCGAAGGUUAAGAGCAAGAAGUUGAAGAAGGAAGAUGUGAAGCCGGCGAAGGAGAGGAAGAGCAGUCGCAAGGUCGAGGUUGAGGCCGACGGCGGAGAGGAUGGGUUUGGUGGCUUCUCGGACGAAGAGAACGGUGGCGUAGAGUUCGAGGACGAUGAGCCUGUGAAGACCAACGGCACAACCAAGAAGGUCGACGGUGCGCCCAACGAUCCAAAGCAGUUCAAACCCGACAACACCUCUUCAGCAGAAGCGCACGCCAAACAGCGCGCCCUCGCCAAAGAGCGCAAAGCCAGCAAGCCCCACGCCGACGCCAUCCAGCGCAGCAAGAAGAUCUGGGAGCGCUUGCGGCGAAAGUCCCACGUCCCGGGUGAGGAGCGCAAGCAGUUGGUCGCGGAGCUAUUCGACAUUAUCACGGGACGAGUGUCGGAUUUCGUGUUCAAGCACGACAGUGUGCGGGUGAUACAGUGUGCGCUGAAGUAUGCGAACGCGACGCAGAGACAAAAUAUCGCGCAGGAGUUGAAGGGCGAUAUCAAGACGCUGGCGGAGAGCAAGUAUGGGAAGUUCUUGGUGGCGAAGAUGAUCAGUACGGGCGAUGAGACGGUGCGGGAUACGAUUGUGCCGGAGUUCUACGGGCAUGUGAGGAGGUUGGUCAAUCAUCCCGAGGCGAGCUGGGUGGUGGAUGAUAUCUACCGGCAGAUUGCUACGCAGCAGCAGAAGGCGACGAUGCUGCGGGAGUGGUAUGGAGCGGAGUUUGCGCUGUUUCAUCGCAAGCCGGGCGCGAACGCUGCGGUGGCUGCUACGACGGAGGAUACGGCGGAUUUGGUCAUCAUUUUGGAGAGGAAUCCCGAGAAGCGGAAGCCGAUCUUGCAGUAUCUACUGCAGAUGAUCAAUGGGCUUGUGCAGAAGAAAAUGACCGGCUUCACGAUGCUGCACGACGCUAUGCUACAGUACUUCCUCGCCCUCAAACCCAGUUCAGAAGAACACACCGAGUUUCUGGAGAUUCUGAAAGGCGACAUCGACAAGGAAGUCGAAGGCGGCGGAGGCGACCUCUUCCGCAACCUCGCCUUCACCAAAUCCGGCAGUCGCCUCGUCUGCCUCGCCCUGGCCUACGGCAACGCCAAAGACCGCCGAACCAUCCUUCGCGUCUUCAAAAACGCCAUCGAAGUCAUGGCGCUCGACCAGUACGCCAAAAUGGUGCUCGUGGUCGGGCUCGACGUCACCGACGACACGAAAACGAGCACCCGCAUCCUUGUACCUGAGCUCUUCGGCCAGCACAUCACCGACUCCGACGAACGCCUCAAUCGCAUCGAAGCACUAUCGACCAACCUGCACGCCCGUCUCCCAAUCCUCUAUCCCCUAUCAGGAAUGGCGAAAUGGCUCAUCCCCUCCCCGUCACCCGACCACGACCUCCUGACCGAAAUGCACUCCAUCCGCGCCAUCACGUCCAAAAAAGCCCCUGAGACCCGCCGAAGCGAAUUACUCGAAACCAUGACCCCUCCCCUCCUCGACCUCGUCGCCGCGCGAGCGGAUUCUUUAGCGCGCUCGAGUUUCGGAUGCCAGGUCAUCACGGAAGUCCUACUGUCUUCUCCACCGUCCGAGCAGAGGGAUGAAGCGAGUAAAGCCGUCGCGGAGCUGGCUGCGGGAGAGCCGGGAGCGGAGGGACAUCUAGCGCACGACGCGGCGGCGGGGAGGAUGCUGAAGAGUCUUGUUCUUGGAGGAGCUUUCGAUGCUAAGACGAAGAAGGUGAUUCUGCCGGAGGAAGGGCAGAGGUUGGGUUUUGCGGCGCAGUUGUACCCGGUCAUCAAAGAUUCGGUGCUGGAAUGGGCGUGUGGGGAGGGCAGUUUCGUCAUCGUGGGCUUACUUGAGAGUGAAGACGUGGAGGGGGAGUCCAAAGCGGAGGUUAAGAAGUUGUUGAAGAAGGGGAGGAAGAAGUUGGAGGGUGCGGCGAAGGGGGGGAAGGGUGGGGAGGGGGAGGUUGUGAGGGGGAAUGCUGGGGCGAGGAUUUUGGGGGGGUUGGUUUAG